GGAGGAUUGCCAAGUGUAUAUGUGAGCUCUGUCACAUCAGAAUGGAAGUUAGUCACAUUCUACAGGCGAGGAGACUGAGUAUUAUGACCUGUGGCUGUCUUUCAGUUGUGAGAACGAGCAACACAUCUGGGCCUUCUCAAGAGCCAGGCCAGGCUCUGGCACCUCCACUGUGGCAGCAAUGGACCAUUUCCAGCAGGUACGGUGCCGUGCUGACCAGAAUGCCUGACUGACACCAACCCCAGAGAACCAAGGAGUCUGAAAAGUGACAGUGACACAAGGACACUCUGCCGGCCGAAGCUCCGGUGCAUGGAGAGAAGGAAGAAGGCAGUUUCCUAAUUGGUGCCAUAUAUAUCAGAUGGAUGGUCUCUAGCCUGCUUCCACACCCCACCUCGGCUGAGUGCUGGGCAGCCCUUCUACAUGAUCCUAUGACGCUUGAUAUGGACGCAGUCCUGUCAGACUUUGUUCGGUCCACAGGGGCAGAACCUGGUCUGGCCAGAGACCUGCUAGAAGGCAAAAACUGGGACCUCACAGCUGCUCUAAGUGACUAUGAGCAACUCCGACAGGUGCAUACAGCCAACCUGCCACAUGUGUUCAAUGAAGGGAGGAGCAGCAAGCAACCCGAGAGAGAGGCGCCCCAGCCUGGGCACAAGGUGGAGCGGCCCUGUCUUCAGAGGCAAGACGAAAUUGCUCAAGAGAAACGGCUUUCACGGGGGAUUUCCCAUGCCAGCUCAGCUAUUGUCUCCCUGGCCCGGUCGCAUGUGGCAAAUGAAUGCAACAAUGAGCAGUUCCCCCUGGAGAUGCCCAUCUACACAUUCCAGCUGCCAGACCUAAGUGUGUACAGUGAGGACUUCAGAAGCUUCAUUGAACGGGACUUGAUUGAGCAGGCCACCAUGGUAGCCCUGGAGCAGGCAGGUCGCCUGAACUGGUGGUCCACUGUGUGCACAAGCUGCAAACGGCUUCUCCCUUUGGCCACAACAGGGGAUGGGAACUGCCUUUUACACGCUGCCUCACUGGGAAUGUGGGGCUUUCAUGACCGGGACCUGGUUUUACGGAAAGCUCUCUACACCAUGAUGAGGACGGGUGCUGAGCGGGAAGCCCUGAAGCGGAGGUGGAGGUGGCAGCAGACACAGCAGAACAAAGAGUCAGGGCUGGUGUACACGGAGGAAGAGUGGGAGAGAGAAUGGACCGAGCUGUUGAAGCUAGCCUCCAGUGAGCCACGAACACACUUCAGCAAGAACAGUGGCUCAGGUGGCGGUGUGGACAACUCUGAGGACCCUGUGUACGAGAGUUUGGAGGAAUUCCAUGUCUUUGUCCUGGCUCAUAUACUGCGGAGACCCAUUGUGGUUGUGGCAGACACAAUGCUAAGGGACUCAGGUGGAGAAGCAUUUGCACCCAUCCCAUUUGGAGGGAUCUACCUGCCCUUGGAGGUCCCUCCCAACAGGUGCCACUGCUCUCCUCUGGUUCUGGCCUAUGAUCAAGCGCACUUCUCAGCCCUCGUGUCCAUGGAGCAGAGAGACCAGCAAAGAGAACAAGCUGUGAUCCCCCUGACUGAUUCAGAACACAAGCUGCUGCCCCUGCACUUUGCAGUGGACCCAGGGAAGGACUGGGAGUGGGGGAAAGACGACAAUGACAACGCCCGGCUGGCACACCUCAUCCUGUCACUAGAAGCCAAGCUGAACCUUCUUCACAGCUACAUGAAUGUGACAUGGAUCCGGAUCCCCUCUGAGACCCGGGCUCCCCUGGCCCAGCCUGAGUCUCCAACGGCCUCUGCAGGGGAGGACGUGCAAUCCCUGGCGGACUCGCUGGACUCGGACCGGGACUCUGUGUGCAGCAAUUCCAACAGCAAUAAUGGCAAGACUGGCAAGGACAAGGACAAGGAGAAGCAGCGCAAGGACAAGGACAAGACACGCGCGGACUCCGUAGCCAACAAGCUGGGCAGCUUCAGCAAGACACUUGGCAUCAAGCUGAAGAAGAACAUGGGUGGCCUGGGCGGCCUGGUGCACGGUAAGAUGAGCCGUGCCAACUCCGCCAACGGCAAGAACGGCGGCGACUCCACGGAGCGCGGCAAGGAGAAGAAGUCCAAGUCGCGAAAGGGCAGCAAGGAGGAAUCGGGGGCGUCAGCCAGCACCUCGCCGUCGGAGAAGACCACGCCGUCGCCCACGGACAAGGCGGCGGGCGCGUCGCCGGCCGAGAAGGGCAGCGGACCGAAGGGCGACGCCUGGAAGUACAGCACGGACGUGAAGCUGAGCCUCAACAUCCUGCGCGCCGCCAUGCAGGGCGAGCGCAAGUUCAUCUUCGCCGGCCUGCUGCUCACCAGCCACCGGCACCAGUUCCACGAGGAGAUGAUCGGCUACUACCUGACCAGUGCGCAGGAGCGCUUCAGCGCCGAGCAGGAGCAGAGGCGCCGGGACGCCGCCGCGGCGGCCGCCGCCACGGCCAAGCGGCCGUCGCGCAAGCCCGAGUCAGACGGCACGCCGGGCCCCGAGCGCGCCUCGCCUGGCCCGCCGGCCGCGCAACCCACGCAGCUGGUGCUCAAGCUCAAGGAGCGCCCGAGUCCCGGGGCCGCGACGGGCUCGCGGGCACUGCAGCGGGCGGCGGCGGGCGGCGCGGCCUCUCCGACCCUGGGCGGCGGCGGGCGGCGCGCGGGCGUCCACGGACCCGCCCCGGGCCGCAGCCCGCCGGCGCCCGCGCGCCAGAGCGUCAUCCACGUGCAGGCGGCGGCGGCCCGGGACGAGGCGUGCGCGCCGGCCGUGGGCGCCCUGCGGCCGUGCGCCACCUACCCGCAGCAGAACCGCUCGUUGUCGUCGCAGAGCUACAGCCCAGCGCGCGCCGCCGCCGCCCUGCGCACCGUCAACACCGUGGAGUCCCUGGCGCGCACGGAGGCGGCGGGCACCGCCGAGCACAAGUCGCAGACCUACACUAACGGCUUCGGGGCCGCGCGCGACGGCCUGGAGUUCGCCGACGCCGAUGCGCCGGCCGCGCGCUCGAGCUCGAGCUCGAACGGUGAGUGCGCGCGCGGCGGCCCCGGGCCCGCGCAGCGGCGCUGCCAGCGCGAGAACUGCGCGUUCUACGGGCGCGCGGAGACCGAGCACCUGUGCUCCUACUGCUACCGCGAGGAGUUGCGGCGCCGGCGCGAGGCGCGCGGAGCUCGGCCCUGA
Molecule: messenger RNA, 3158 nt
Organism: Jaculus jaculus (lesser Egyptian jerboa)
Lineage: Eukaryota; Metazoa; Chordata; Mammalia; Rodentia; Dipodidae
Gene: Otud7a
Product: OTU deubiquitinase 7A
Exons: 15
Coding region: 360-3158 (932 amino acids)
Biological process (GO): protein K48-linked deubiquitination; protein K63-linked deubiquitination; protein K11-linked deubiquitination
Cellular component (GO): nucleus; cytoplasm
Molecular function (GO): K63-linked polyubiquitin modification-dependent protein binding; zinc ion binding; cysteine-type deubiquitinase activity
Source: RefSeq, a predicted model, not a curated record